This is a messenger RNA of Durio zibethinus, 1023 nucleotides long. Lineage: Eukaryota; Viridiplantae; Streptophyta; Magnoliopsida; Malvales; Malvaceae. The record is from RefSeq and is a predicted model, not a curated record.
AUGAAUAGGACAAUUGACAACGCGAGAGUGUGUGGACGGACACCAAAACCGCCUAUGGCCCAUCCAAAGGACCAGUCUCUCACCCACAUCUCCUCUUUCAAAGCCCUAGAAUUAUCAGAGGAAGUGAAGCUAGGGCAUGGGAAAGAAAAGCUAAAGCAUAAACAAAGGCAGAAAAGCGGCGGAGGUGAAGUUCCUAAAGAAGUAAGCGAGGAUGUACUUACUAGACUUCCUGUUAGGUCUCUUUUUGAAUGCCUACCAGUCUGUAAACGAUGGGACUCCAUCUUAGAGGAUCCAUCUCAUGUCGACAAGCACUUUUCUUGCUCUCUGGCUCGACCUGACAGCAGCCGCAUGUUGGUUUCUUUCUCCAACCUUGAUGGGUCGAAGAACUACUUUUUCUCUGUAGGCCUGUAUGGUGGUUCUGGGGUUCAUCAUCUAACUCUACCUGGUUGCAACAAGGGUCCUAAUAAGCCUUGUCAUUGUCAUGUAACAGAGUCUGUUAAGGGCCAGUUUUGUUUUUUCAAUGGCUGUAGUUUAUUCGUCUGUAAUCCGGCUACAAGGAGCGUUCAACCUAUACCAAAAAGCUUGGAAUUUACUAGGGGGUAUGAAUCUGUCGACACUGUUUUUUACAAGUCUUAUUCUGCUUAUGGAUUUGGGUUUGAUCCUUCUACCAAUGUAUUCAAAGUGUUACAUAUCAUGGGAACCCAACAAACAGGCAUGAAAUUUUAUGAUCUAGAAUGUGAAAUUUAUACUUGUGUUUCCAUCAAUGGUUUUAUAUAUUGGCUAGGAAUGAGUGCCCCAGGUGUAGAAUCCCUAGUGCGGUUCGAUGUUGGAAAUUAUUGCCCUAACGACAACAGUGCUUCCGCUGUUGAGUUGUGGAGGUUAGAUGAUGACGAAAGAUCAAAGUACUCAUGGAUUAAAGAGAGUUUUGAAGUCCCUCGUUCGCACAAGAGGCUGAAACUUCCUGUUCCUUUGGGCAAUAUUUGCAGCAGUGAUUUGUUGCUAGUCGCUGAUACGCCAUCUUAA